Molecule: messenger RNA, 1908 nt
Organism: Dothidotthia symphoricarpi CBS 119687
Lineage: Eukaryota; Fungi; Ascomycota; Dothideomycetes; Pleosporales; Dothidotthiaceae
Product: T-complex protein 1 subunit zeta
Exons: 11
Coding region: 69-1691 (540 amino acids)
Biological process (GO): protein folding
Cellular component (GO): chaperonin-containing T-complex
Molecular function (GO): ATP hydrolysis activity; ATP-dependent protein folding chaperone; ATP binding
Source: RefSeq, a predicted model, not a curated record
UACUGCCCCACGAGACCGCCUUGCUUCUUUUGCUACCCAGUUUGAUACCCUCAUAGACGCUUUCCAAAAUGUCGGCCGCACAACUUCUGAAUCCGAAGGCAGAGUCGAGGAGGCGCGGGGAAGCUCUCCAAGUGAACAUUUCCGCUGGCGAAGGCCUGCAGAAGGUUCUUGCUUCCAAUUUGGGACCCCGCGGUACCCUGAAGAUGCUCGUAGAUGGCGCUGGAGGAAUCAAACUCACAAAGGAUGGCAGUGUUCUGCUGAAGGAGAUGCAAAUCCAGAACCCCACCGCUGUCAUGAUCGCGCGAGCAGCGACGGCACAAGACGACAUUACCGGAGAUGGCACAACAUCAGUGGUGCUGUUGGUGGGAGAGUUGCUGAAGCAGGCUGAUCGAUACAUCUCUGAGGGUCUCCACCCCCGAGUCAUCACAGACGGAUACGACAUUGCGAAGACAGAGACACUGAAGUUCCUCGAUGAGUUCAAGCUCGAGAAGGAGGUCGAUCGAGAGCUGCUUCUGUCCGUAGCUCGGACAUCGCUAUCGACGAAGCUCGACAGCUCGCUUGCCGAGCAAUUGACACCCGAUAUCGUAGACGCCGUUCUCGCCAUCUACCAAGCGCCUGCGAAACCGGACCUCCACAUGGUCGAGAUCAUGACCAUGCAACAUCGCACUGCUGCAGACACGCAGCUAAUUCGUGGACUCGCGUUGGACCACGGUGCCAGGCAUCCCGACAUGCCCAAAAGAGUCGAGAAUGCGCACAUACUCACUCUCAACGUCAGCCUGGAAUACGAGAAAUCCGAAAUCAACUCGGGCUUCUACUACUCGAGUGCAGAUCAGAGGGAGAAGCUUGUUGAGAGCGAGCGACGAUUUGUUGACGAGAAGCUGAGGAAGAUCGUGGAGUUGAAGAAGGAGGUUUGCGGAGAUGACCCUAAGAAAGGCUUCGUCAUAAUAAACCAGAAAGGUAUUGACCCACUGAGUCUGGAUGUGCUUGUCAAGAAUGGCAUUUUCGCGCUGAGGAGAGCGAAGAGAAGGAAUAUGGAACGCUUGCAACUCAUAUGCGGUGGUACGUCACAGAACAGUGUGGAUGACAUGACACCGGAUGUACUGGGCUGGGCAGGUCUUGUCUACGAGCAUCAGCUCGGCGAGGAAAAGUACACAUUCAUCGAGGAUGUCAAGGAGCCGAAGUCGGUGACACUACUCAUCAAGGGCCCGAACUCGCACACCAUCUCCCAGAUCAAGGAUGCCGUGCGAGAUGGACUGAGGAGCGUGUACAACAUGAUUGUUGAUGGCAGCGUGGUGCCAGGUGGAGGCGCGUUCCAGGUCGCUUGCGCUGCUCGACUCCAGAGCGAGCAAUUCAAGAAGACGGUCAAGGGCAAGGCAAAAUGGGGUGUAGCAGCCUUUGCAGAUGCACUCCUCGUCAUUCCGAAGACGCUGGCCGCCAACUCUGGUCACGACAUCCAGGACUCUUUGGCUGCACUUCAAGACGAGCAUGCCGAAGGCAAUGUUGUGGGCUUGAAUCUGACAACCGGAGAACCGAUGGACCCUACACAAGAAGGCGUCUUCGAUUCGUUCCGCGUACUCCGCAACUGCAUAGCAUCGGCUACAGGAAUUGCGUCUAACCUGCUGUUGUGUGACGAGAUGUUGAAGGCACGGCAAAUGGGACGAGCACCAGGACCUGGUGGUGACGAGCAAUGAUAGUAACGAGUUGUGUGUGACGAACAAGGAUAGGCUAUGAUGGCGACUAUUGCGCAUGCGAAGCUUGGUUCAUACGUAGAAACACCUUGGAGGGACGUCGAGUCAAACUGCUCCUCGGUUGUAGGGACAAGCGAUGCUGUGUGUUGUGUCAAGCCGUAUCAAAAUAAAUGAAAAUAUAUGACCACCGCAUGAUACCUCGUCAAGGUCUGCAGACAUG